GAUUCAAUUGAACUUUUCAAUUUAUUUGAUAAUAAUUCUUGAUAAUAAUACUUAAUUGAAAUAUAUAAAUUGAGAUUCAACAGCUUACAUAUGCUGUGACAACGACAACGACGACGACGACGACGACAGCAAACAAUCCAAACAAACAAUCCAAACAAAACAUACUCGUACAAACAAUUUAUAAUACAUACAUAAUUUCAUGCCAACAUUUUAGCUAUUCGACCAUCAUUAUUAUUUUUCAAUGCCAUCAUCAUCAUAAUCAUCAUCGUAAUCAACAUCGUAAAUGCCAGAUAUGUUUGUGUGUGUGCAUCUGUCUAUACCAGACUUUGAAAUUUCUUGUUGUUUCUCUUCCUUGUUCAUGAAAUCUAAAUGAAAUAGAAAAAUUUGGAUUUUUCUUCUUCUUCUUUUUCUUUUUCUUCCAUCAAAUAGUCUCUGUUUGAAAAAAAACAUCUAUAAAUAGCUUCAAAAAAUACAAGUGUUUUGUGUAAAUCUAUUGAAAAUCAUGUUAGAAUGGACAGCUUUUUUUUCUCUCAAGCUAUAACGUCAUCUUUGUUGAGCUUUUGUUAUUGUUGUGUGGAAAAAAAUUCGAAUAGAUUUGAAUUUGAUCCUGAAAUUGUUUGAUCAAAAUUUCAUUUCAUUUCAUUUUAUUUUCCCAUAAUGGCUACUGCAAUGGUUAAUCAUGAUCAUCAAAAUGGCCGUCAUAGUGAUUUAGAUUUUAAAUUGACAAUACGUUCUAUGCAAUUCGAUGAAAUUGAACCGGCCGUAAUGAUAUUUUCUCGUGCUGAUCUCAAUGAUUCAUUGAAUGUUGUACAAAGUUAUUAUGAAUCUGAUCCAUCCGGUUUCUUUGUGGCAAUUGAUGAAGAUUCAGAUAAAGUGAUUGGUGCAUGUGCUGCACCAAUGACCACACAUCAUACAAGAUUUCUUGGACUUUAUUGUGUUGAACCACAAUUUCAAGGUCUUGGAAUUGGCAUGAAAUUAUUCUCAAAAUGUAUGGAACAAGUUGGCGAUGAUAAUUGUGGUCUUUGUGCUGUACCCAGUAAAUUUAAAAUCUAUAAAGAUCGUGCUGGUUUUCGUCAACAAGAAGGUCGAUCCAUGGUAAUUAUUGAAGGUAAAUCUCCAAACAUACAAUCAUUACGUACGGCUGAAAAACUUGAUCAACGAUAUCGUUUGAUUAAAUUGAUGGCUGACAAUAUUGAUCGUUAUGAAUCAUUGAUUGAAAAAAUUAUUGAAUUCGAUGAAACCGUUCAAUUGGACAAUCGUUCUAAAUUAUUACGUCAUAUGUUUGCCAAAACGACGACAAUCACAUUAGCCGUAUUGGAUACAAUGACCAAUGAUAAUAAAAUUGUUGGUUAUGGUUGUAUACAAUUAGAUCCAAUUGGUCGAUCAAUGCCCGGACCAUUAUACGCUAUUGAUCCAUUGAUUGGUGAAGUAUUAUUAUCGGAACUGAUACGUUCGGAUGGCCGUUUUUCAUCCAACGAUCAGAUAGCCUAUUUUACUACCGAUAAUUCUCCUGAAACAAUCCGUUGGUCACUUGAACUACUUGGUUUAAAUGAAUCAUGUCGUUGUGAAAAAUUGUAUACGAAAUUCAUUCCGCCUUUUAAUUAUAAUCAUCUUUAUUGCUGCCAUUCUCCUGAUUUUGCCUGUUAAACUAUCUACUAAUAAUAAUAAUAAUAAAUAUAACUAAUUUCCUAAUUCAA
This is a messenger RNA of Dermatophagoides farinae (American house dust mite), 1697 nucleotides long. RefSeq lists its product as uncharacterized. The record is from RefSeq and is a predicted model, not a curated record. NCBI's taxonomy places the organism in Eukaryota, Metazoa, Arthropoda, Arachnida, Sarcoptiformes, Pyroglyphidae. Gene Ontology annotation, molecular function: acyltransferase activity, transferring groups other than amino-acyl groups.